This is a messenger RNA of Paramecium sonneborni, 159 nucleotides long. The record is from the annotation of a GenBank genome assembly. NCBI's taxonomy places the organism in Eukaryota, Ciliophora, Oligohymenophorea, Peniculida, Parameciidae.
GUAAAUAGGUUUAAUAUGAUAAAAAAAUACAUAUCAUCUAUUUUUGCGUACUUAUAAUCCAGAAUUAAAUAAUGGAAAGAUUACUAUUCUUGUUUGUCACUUUUUUAAGUUGACUCCACAAUAUCUUGUAUAAAGUGGGAAUAACAAAAAUGGUGAUUU